Messenger RNA from Limanda limanda (common dab), 900 nucleotides. RefSeq names its product leucine-rich repeat-containing protein 30-like. The record is from RefSeq and is a predicted model, not a curated record. The coding region runs from base 1 to 900 and encodes 299 amino acids. NCBI's taxonomy places the organism in Eukaryota, Metazoa, Chordata, Actinopteri, Pleuronectiformes, Pleuronectidae. Gene Ontology annotation, molecular function: protein binding. The transcript has a single exon.
AUGGGCGGGAAGCAAUCUCGCAGUUUUUCCACCAAGGACUUGAACGAGGUGAGUAUGGGUCAAAGGGGCAAGAGCGCUCUGAGAGAUGACCAGCCCACCCUGUCCUCGGCGGCCGAGCGGAUCCGCAGGCACGCCACGGUGCACUUCGGCUACAGCACCCUGAGUCUGGCCAUGCGGGCGCUGGACAAGACCCCGGCCGAGCUGUGGGAACUCAGAGAGCUCCAGAAGCUGAACCUGUCCAUGAACUGCCUGUGCUCCCUGCCCCCGACCCUGGGCGCCCUGGACAAUCUGGUCAUCCUCAACCUCUGGGGCAACAACCUGUCGAGCCUCCCGCCCGAGAUCGGACUCCUGAAGAAGCUGCGUGUGCUCUUCGCUUGUCGCAACCGCCUGAGCGAGGUCCCGGAGGAGCUGGGCCUCUGCACCUGCCUGGAGGUGCUCAGUCUGGCCAACAACCAGAUCACGGGCCUCCCCGGCAGCUUGGCCGCCAUCAACAGUCUGACCAAGCUCAACCUCAGCCACAACCGCAUAGCUCACAUCCCCACGUGUGUGUACACCAUGAAGGGCCUGGUCUUCCUCCAGCUGGCCUGCAACCGACUGGAGACGAUUGCCGACCAGAUCCAGGACCUGGUGAACCUCAAGAUCCUCAUAGUGGAGGGAAACAGUAUCCACACGCUGCCCAAGACGCUGUGCUUCCUGGAGUCUUUAGAGCUCCUCAAUGUUGACUUCAAUGACUUGCAGAAUGUGCCGGUGGAAAUGUAUCUGCUGAGCCGGCUCGGGAGGUUGGCCUGCCACCCGAUGGACAAGGGACUGCACAUAAUCCACAACCCCCUCCACAAGCCUAUUCAGGAGGUGUUGCAAGGAGGACUCAGCGCCCUCUAUAACUACCUCAAGCCCACGUGA